Cylas formicarius (sweet potato weevil) is the source of this 1441-nucleotide messenger RNA. Its product is annotated as tumor protein D52. The transcript is spliced from 5 exons. Gene Ontology annotation, cellular component: cytoplasm. The record is from RefSeq and is a predicted model, not a curated record. Lineage: Eukaryota; Metazoa; Arthropoda; Insecta; Coleoptera; Brentidae. The coding region runs from base 172 to 1107 and encodes 311 amino acids.
GUGAAUAAAUGGCUAGAGGUGAAAGUUUGAAGCCUAAAAAAAAAGAAACGGUACACGUCCAUUUCCCGUUUCUUUGCUCGUGAUGUGGUGGUCUUUGAGCGUCAAAUUUUCAAAGCAGAUGGAUAUAGUAAAUAUAAAGUCACAUCAUGUGUAUAUAAAGUGAUAAUUAAAAUGACUGAAUCCACACAUACCAGUUUGGAUUAUAUAGAGGAUCCAUAUUUUAAUCCACAAGAUAGUACUUCCACUCCGAGUUUGGACGAGAGCGACUGUUUGGACGAUUAUGAUUUGCUAGAGAAUGAACUAGAAAUUUUUGACUUGAGACAAUUAGAUUUUGAUGAAGUUGUAAACCAAACUUUGCAUAAUGACGACAUGGUGAAUGUAGAAGCUGAAUUUUUUACAGUAAAGAGGGCAAACACAAUCAUAAGGGCAUUUUUCAGAAACAAAUUAAAGAAACAAGUCAGGGUUACUUAUUGUGAUUUAUCAAAGCCUUACUUGGCCAAGUUACCAAAAGACAGUAAUUUUAGAAAAUAUUUAGAUAUUAGUAUGACAGGUGAAGAAGCUCUGGCGGCAGAUCACAUUGUUCCUGAUCUGUCCCACCUUACUCCGGAAGAGAAGGAGAAACAGGAGAAAAUCUGGCGUGAGGAGCUUGCCCAGAUCGAGGAUGAAAUUGCCACAUUGAGGACUGUACUGGCUUCCAAGAUGCGUCGUAGUGCUGAACUUAAGCGGAAUCUGGGCAUAACUUUCCUCAAAGAGGUAUCUGAUGACAUCAACCAGGGCAUUAAGAAUGUCAAAGAGAGCAAUGUGUACCAAACAGUAGAAACAAAGGUGGGGCAAGUAACAAAAGCAGUCACUGAUGCACCCAUUUACCAGAAGACCACCUCCAUCAUAGGCGGCAUCACGGGUAAUAUUUCCAGCAAACUUUCUCAAAUGAAACAAUCAGAGUCGUUCCGUUCUUUUGAGGAAAAAGUUGGGUCUGCAUAUGAGAACGUAAAGACGAAAGUAGCAUCCCGUUCAGGAUCACAGCAGAGCCUGGACGAGGCUGGUAGAUCAAGAUCGGGCUCGGUAGCGACAAGUCCCAGCAUUCCGGAAGAAAAGCCUAUAGCAUAAGGCCUACGAGCGUCUAAAUCAAACCAAUCAGUGACCGAUGAAUGCCUUUACAUAAUGCUUUUUAUUUUAAACUAUUUGAUCUAUCGUUUUGUUAGUUCAAGUCUAGUUUUUUUUUUUUCGAUUGUGGGUGGACUAAAUAUUAUGGUGAAGAAAUUUAUUAUUUAUAGAUGCGUAAGAAGGCAAAUUGCGUUACUUAAAAAGUAUAUUGUGGAGUGGCUAUUUGUGUUUCUUGUACAGGUCUAGCUAAAAUGCCCAGCUAUUUUUACAUGAUAGUUUUUCUGGUAACAUGUUGAUUACUUAAAUGUUAUAAGUGUAAAAUCUGUAUCUCUGAUAA